This is a messenger RNA of Symbiodinium sp. CCMP2592, 1575 nucleotides long. The record is from the annotation of a GenBank genome assembly. NCBI's taxonomy places the organism in Eukaryota, Dinophyceae, Suessiales, Symbiodiniaceae.
AUGGGUGCUGGCGCCUCCGCAGACUCUCAAGUCACGCAGGCCUCGCCUGCAGAGCUGCGUGAGUUGGCAGCACAGUUGCCUUUGUCCGAGCAAGAGAAGUUGCAGAAGGCUCUGGCUCUGGCACUGGUAGGAGUCGUCGGAGCCGGAGUCGCCGGGACCAAUGAUUCUGCCGGAGACGGCUCUUUGAGGGUGGAUGUCCUACUGCCGAGCGGCCGCUGCGAAGCCGUCUCGAUGCCACCAGACUCCACUGUCAGUGAUCUUGAAGCCGCAGCUCGGAGAGCCCUUGGGCUCCAGGGUCGCUUAAGGCUUGCUGGCUCUGACGGCGAACUACUUGAUCGCGAGCAGAAGCUUUCUAACGGAGACCAGGUCACUGCCAUUGCUCAGCCUGUGCUUGUGCAGACGACGGAUGCAGCCGUGGCAUGCUUUUGCAGCGGUGGGAACUGCGUGGUGACUUGGGGCCAUUGCAAUUUCGGAGGAGACAGCGACAAGGUGCAGAAGCAACUUCGGAACGUCAGUGAAAUUCAGGCGUGCGCUGACGGCCGUUUUGCAGCUAUUCGGAUAGACGGCACCGUGGUCACGUGGGGUGAUUCCGACUUCGAAAAGUCUGCAAAAAAAGUGGCGGAUCAGCUGACCCAGGUACAAAGGAUCCAGGCAAAUGGCAAGGUCUUCGCUGCCAUACGUGCAGAUGGGAGUGUCGUAACCUGGGGGAACUCGCAAUUUGGAGCCGACAUCAGUGAAGUUCAAGAGCAGCUCCGUGAUGUGCGGCAAAUACAGGCCGCCGAAUAUGCUUUCGCGGCUAUUCGAGCCGAUGGGACCGUUGUGACGUGGGGAAAAGGGCCCAAGGGUGGUGACAGCAGUGGAGUUCAAGACCAGCUCCAUGAUGUGCAUUCGAUCCAAAAGACAAACUCUGGUUUUGCAGCCUUGAAAGCAGAUGGAUCAGUGGUCACAUGGGGUGAUGAAGGCGGCAACAGCAGCGCAGUCCAGGAUCAGCUCAGGAAUGUCACCCAGAUUCAGGCGACCAACUGGGCCUUUGCGGCCAUCCGUGCAGACGGCCAGCUUGUCACUUGGGGGAACAAGAGUCACGGGGGUGACUGCUCCAAAGUGCAGGAGAAGCUCCAAGGCCAAAGCGUGGUUCAGGUCCAGGCCAACGCCGAGGCCUUUGCAGCGAUCAUGGCCGAUGGCUCAGUCGCAGCUUGGGGGCAGAACGGCUCCGGCGGCGACUGCAUUGCUGUGCAAGACCAACUGUUCAAUGUGCAGCACAUCCAAGCCACGAAGCAAAGAGGGGCCUUUGCUGCAAUUCGUGCAGAUGGAAGGGUCGUCACAUGGGGCUCUGAACACUCUGGGGGCGACAGCAGCGGAGUUCAAGACCAACUCAGAGAUGUGCGAGCGAUUCAGUCAACGAGAGCUGCUUUUGCCGCCAUCCGCUCAGAUGGGAGUGUUGUCGCCUGGGGCGACAAGAGAUGGGGAGGCGACAGCAGCGCGGCCCAGGGCCUGCUCACAAACGUGACCCAGGUCCAGUCUACCGACGAUGCUUUUGUAGCAAUCCUCUCAGAUGGCUCGGUGGUCUCAUGGUGA